Molecule: messenger RNA, 4055 nt
Organism: Dromiciops gliroides (monito del monte)
Lineage: Eukaryota; Metazoa; Chordata; Mammalia; Microbiotheria; Microbiotheriidae
Gene: AGPAT3
Product: 1-acylglycerol-3-phosphate O-acyltransferase 3
Exons: 10
Coding region: 193-1323 (376 amino acids)
Cellular component (GO): endomembrane system; endoplasmic reticulum
Molecular function (GO): 1-acylglycerol-3-phosphate O-acyltransferase activity
Source: RefSeq, a predicted model, not a curated record
GGAGCUGGAGCUGACGCGUCGCGGAGGAGGAGCCGAGGCGCGGGACCAGACGCCCGGGGCGGAUCGUCGGCUGCCGCUGCAGGCCUCUAAGGUUGGAAAACAUAAGAAGUGUUACUGUUGACCAUACUAAAUUUUGUGCCUUGGACAUCUGUGCUAAGUGAAGGACCCUGCACCCACUACUAAGUGAUUACCAUGGGCCUACUUGCAUUUCUGAAGACUCAGUUUGUUGUACACCUGCUCAUUGGGUUUGUCUUUGUUGUAAGCGGGCUUAUCAUUAAUUUCAUCCAGCUGUUCACCCUUGUCCUCUGGCCUAUCAACAAGCAAUUUUACCGAAGAGUAAAUUGUCGCCUUUCCUACUCACUAUGGAGCCAGUUAGUCAUGCUUCUGGAAUGGUGGUCAGGCACAGAAUGUACUUUAUUCACAGAUCAGGAAACUGUGGACAAGUUUGGAAAAGAGCAUGUGGUCAUCAUCCUUAAUCACAACUUUGAAAUUGACUUCCUAUGUGGCUGGACCAUGUGUGAACGAUUUGGUGUGUUGGGGAGCUCUAAAGUCCUGGCUAAGAAAGAACUGCUUUAUGUGCCCCUUAUUGGCUGGACGUGGUACUUUCUAGAGAUUGUAUUCUGCAAAAGAAAGUGGGAAGAAGACAGGAAUACUGUUGUUGAAGGAUUAAAACGUUUGUCUGAUUAUCCUGAGUACAUGUGGUUUCUCUUGUAUUGUGAAGGAACUCGAUUUACAGAGACAAAGCAUCGAAUUAGUAUGGAAGUGGCUGAAUCUAAGGGAUUACCCAAACUCAAAUAUCAUUUGUUGCCCAGAACCAAAGGCUUCACCACUGCAGUCCAGUGUCUCAGGGGAACAGUUGCAGCAGUCUAUGAUGUAACACUCAAUUUCAGAGGAAACAAGAAUCCAUCAUUACUAGGGAUCCUUUAUGGAAAGAAGUAUGAAGCAGAUAUGUGUGUGAGGAGAUUUCCUCUGGAAGAUAUCCCACAGGAUGAAAAGGAAGCAGCAAAAUGGCUUCAUAAACUUUAUCAGGAGAAGGAUGCUUUACAAGAGAUAUACAAACAGAAAGGUGUGUUUCCAGGGGAGCAGAUUAAACCCACCAGAAGACCAUGGACCCUCCUGAAUUUCCUCAUAUGGGCAACUAUCCUUCUAUCUCCUCUCUUCAGUUUUGCAUUUGGUGUUUUUGCAAGUGGAUCACCCCUUCUGAUACUUACAUUCUUAGGAUUUGUUGGAGCAGCUUCCUUUGGAGUCCGUAGACUGAUAGGAGUAACUGAAAUAGAGAAAGGUUCUAGCUAUGGAAACCAAGAAUUCAAGAAAAAGGAAUAAUUAAUCGCUACAGAUUGAACAUGUGUAACCAGAUGGUGUGGUAUCAAAUUAACUUAAUUAAAAACAAAACAACAGAAAAAAAACACUUAGAAACUAUCUUUUUUCUUAUUAACUGGUGACUAACAUUAAUAAAUAAAACUUGAGCCAAGAGUAAAGAAAUUGGAACGAUUGACAGAAGAAGAACAUCAACUUUCUACCUGUGUUCACAAUGUAAGGAUCUCAAUGUAAUUCAAACUUUGGAAGAAAUCUGGGCUUAAACAACUGGUAAUGUUUUGCUUUGUCGAUAAGAAAGGGCGAUGUCAGGGACAUUUGAAUUCUCCAAAUGACCAACCUCACAAAAAUGUGAUUUUUUUUUUUAAAGAAGCCUGUGCUUAAAGGAGAAAGCUUGUUGGAUACUUUCUCUUAAAGUUCAUGUAGUUCUUUAAAGAAAAGAAAAGAAAUGGGGGGGAGGGCAUUCCAGCAAGUUUUCCUGUUCUCUCUCCCUCCUUUGAUCCUCAACAAGCUUUUCCCCAGAGGAAAAAAAAAAGUACCUCGUUAAAUGAAUCAACAGCUGUCCCUUCAAUGAAGUUUUGAAUAAAGGGUCAUGGGAACAGAGAGUACCUGGCCUCUUCUGCUCUGAUUUUCAGGCAGUACUUGGUAGCUUCUAUACUAUGGAAGGCACCUAUGAAGAAAUAUCUCUCUUAGUGAUAAGCACAUAUUGAUGGAUUGAAACUGAGUAGAGUUUUUUCCUUUCCACUUGUCUUAGUUCAAUGCCUUUCUUUUCUAGAGCUAAUGUUUGCCCCAUUUUCUAAAUGCAAAAAUGCAUUUUAUAAAUACUUAUGCCAUAGAUACAAUGUUUUUGAAGCAAGGGAACCCUGGGAAUUAUAUCUAUAAAAAGAGAAUUAUUUACUCAAUAGUUUUGCAGCCCUUUUUUCAUUUCUCUGCUUGUUACUACUAGAACCCCAUAUUUCUCUACCAUUGUACCCAGGGGUAGAUACAUUGCAUGGAUUUUCUUUAUCAAUGAGCAAACAUCAUAAAGUAGCUUAAUUACUUUUCCUAUAUGCUGUACAGUCUAAGGAAGAGCACACAUACAGAGAUUUUCUAUAAUGUGCAUUGGAGGCAUUCUUUGUUACUUAUAUCAAAUCUGUAGGAUGCCCUGUAAGUAGUUAUGUCACCAUUGAGCCUCUUUCUGUCAUAGGUAGAUGGAGAUACUGAAGACUGGUUUUUUGGGUUUUUUUACUUUUAACAUACAAAACAAAUGAAAAUGUUGAUGAAUUUUGAUUUAUUGCUGAAAAUCGAAGGCAAAGAAUUUUACUUUUUUGUUUAUUCUUUUCCUUUACCCAUGCCCCAAACAUGUAUGACAUGUUAUGUUCCUGGAGGCAGCCCCUCAUCGUAUUUGGGUAGGGUAGUCAUUAAUACAUUAUGAGUGAAUGGAUGCAAAUUAUUUUGUAGCAUUGAAGAAAUCGUGUCUAAACCCAAGUUAAAUCUUUAUCUCAGUUGCAUAAAAAUUAGAAUCCUUAAUGUUCUAAUUGGUGUUGAAGGUUAAGAGUGAAAUAUUUUAAUUUUUUUCUGUAUAAUCCUGAGUCACAUUAUUUCCCCAAAGUAUUUCCUUUAACUUAUGGCAUUAGGUAAAGAUUUUAGGUCUUCAGGUAAACUGUUCCUCAUUGGAGUUGCUUAUUAUACCACCUAUCCCUAAAAUAUGAAGUCUCAUGGAGGUGGCAGGGGAGAGAUUAUCUCAGAGUAAGUGUAUCUCACUCUUCCAGCCAAUCCAUUUCUCCCUAGCAAAGCACUGUGUUACCAGUCCUGCCUUUAUUGACCUUUUUCUCAUAUUUUCUAGUCACCAUUCCUGUCCACCAUAGAUAUUGUUAACAUUUUCUAUCACCUUCUAAGGAAAAAAAAAUGAAUGUUUCUUUUGAUAUUUUCAAACCAGAAUUCAAAACGGAUUGAAUUUUUGGGGAAAGCAGAAGGUAGAGGGAAGGGGAAAAUUAAAGCAAAUUGAUAAAGCAAUUCUAUAUUGGCCAAUGCUGUGUGUUAGGAAGAUGUUAGUGAGGUCAUAUAUUUUCUUUAUGAAGAAGAUAUUAAACCUAUUUAUAUUUUCUUGAUAACUUCAAUGGAAGGAGGCAGGUAUAGUAAAGGUUGCAUACCAACUACAUUUUAAUCUUAUUCACAAGCUGUGGUUUUUUAAAACAAAUUUAUUGUUGAGGUGAAGAGGAAAAACUCUUUUUCUUCUGUGCUCCUCUAUCUUCGCAUAUUUCUCCCUUACUUUUCUUCCCAACUAACCUGGCAAUACAGUACUGUGAAUAAAUAGAGACUACUUUUAUUUUUUAGAUUUUCUUUUCAUGAUACACUGUUUCUGUGUGAAUGUAUUUAAGAUCUUUAUAUUAUCAUUUGCUAAUUCUUCCCUUCUAAAUAGUCAUAUCUGGAAAGUUUCAAAGAAAAAGAUGAGACUAAAAAGUUCAAUCGUGCAGAGUAUAUUACACAAGGAAUAAAAGCAACAUGGUAUUUUUUCUAUUUAAUUGACAUUUCUUAUUUCCCAGAUAGAUGUUUUUUCCCUUUUAAAUUAAAAUACUAUGUAUAAAUGGACAUUGAUUCAGUAAAUGAAUAAUGAAGAUUAGGAGUUUGGAUUGACAAAUGAAACAAUGGGCAUAGAUUUUUAUAUCUUACACUAUUUUCUUCUUAUUUAAUAAAACAUGGCUUGUACAUUGGACUACCAAGCCCUCUAAAAGCAAUAAUAAACAAUAUCACGAACUAUA